Aphanomyces astaci is the source of this 602-nucleotide messenger RNA. RefSeq lists its product as hypothetical. The coding region runs from base 17 to 511 and encodes 164 amino acids. The record is from RefSeq and is a predicted model, not a curated record. Lineage: Eukaryota; Oomycota; Saprolegniomycetes; Saprolegniales; Verrucalvaceae. The transcript has a single exon.
AUUUGCUUGGUUUGCCAUGCGAGUCGAAGCGAUCGCGCAUCUGCUGGACCAACUGGACGCCGUCGACGUCCUUUCCGGUCGAAUGCAAGCAUCCACGGCGCGAGACCCGCACCACUUGACGUUCCUGAACGAAGCCGUGUCGCGAUAUGCGUACUUUGUCAAACAAAAGACGGGGGAACGCGCGACGUACUACGAGUUUGCCCACCGCAUGCACGUUGACGUCCGUGCCCGCGCCUCGAACCGAGACGAUGUCCUUGCGUAUUUGUCCAAGGAGCGACAUCACGUGCAGUGCGCAUUACAGCGUGCGCGUCAACGCUCCUGCGGGUACUCGUCGGAUCAUCUCCGCCAUCCGACCAAGCGAUCCCACGCGGACAUGACGUCCCACUACCACCAGUAUCCAGUUCGCGCGGACGCUGAUGGCGACUACACCAACUUCGGACUUCCUCCCAAACGACCGGCUUACGCGUAUCCCUCGUCAUCUUCGUUUGCCCAUGUGGCGUGUACGUCCUAGCCCUGGUCCGUCGCCGCCAAACGUCCUUCGAACUAUAUAUUCUGUCACUGAUUACUUGUAAAUUAAUAUACUAUUUGGUUGUCUGUUGGUA